AUGUACCUUGCUUCUGCUGCCCCUAACACCAGCCUCUUGUGUGGCCUUGCAGGAGAGCCGUCGUCAGGGAGAGGGGCCGUGGGCGUUCCCAAAGGCUACUGGAACUUCUCGUGGGUGGCAGAGGACGACCUGAGCUUCCCCCUGGACUCGGCACCGGUGUCAAAGCCGUGGUGCCCUGGAAGCAGAGAGGCCUGUGAUCGCCAGCAGGACACCAGCCCAGAGUUCACCUGGAGCAUCGUAGCAGCCGGAGAUCGACACCACAAGAGCAAAGACAAGUCGGGAAGUCCGCAGGGCUGGGAGGAAGUCAAGGCCCGGGAGCUGGAUCCGGCCCGCAAACGAAUGAUCUUGGUCCCCGGGAUGAUGUUUGAUUAG
Messenger RNA from Knipowitschia caucasica, 372 nucleotides. NCBI's taxonomy places the organism in Eukaryota, Metazoa, Chordata, Actinopteri, Gobiiformes, Gobiidae. The record is from the annotation of a GenBank genome assembly.